This is a messenger RNA of Quercus lobata, 576 nucleotides long. RefSeq lists its product as uncharacterized. Gene Ontology annotation, molecular function: nucleic acid binding; RNA-DNA hybrid ribonuclease activity. The transcript has a single exon. NCBI's taxonomy places the organism in Eukaryota, Viridiplantae, Streptophyta, Magnoliopsida, Fagales, Fagaceae. Bases 1 to 576 code for a protein of 191 amino acids. The record is from RefSeq and is a predicted model, not a curated record.
AUGGUGGUGUGGGCCUUAUGGAAUCGUAGGAACAAUUUGAGGCUGGGAAAAAAGGCUGAACCGUUGAAUAUUUUGAUGCAGAAGGCAAAGCCGCAUCUGGGGGAUUUCCAGCAUUACAACACAGCACGGGUUGAACCUGUGGGACGUCCACCAACAAGCUGGCAGCCUCCGGGUCCUUUCCAGUACAAGGUCAACAUGGACGGAGCUCUCUUUGAGGCAGAUAAUACAGCCGGUCCGAGGGUGGUUAUUAGGAAUGAGCAUGGACAGGUCAUGGCUUCACUAUCUGAACGCAUCCGGUUGCCCUCUUCGGUGUUAGAAGUUGAAGCGUUGGCAGCAAGAAGAGGUUUGGAACUAGUUGUUGAAACAGGCUUCAGAAACAUAGUUCUGGAGAGCGACUCUCAGAUCCUUAUCACAACACUCCGGGAAGGCUCUUAUUCAUUAUCUAGCUUUGGUCAUAUAGUUCAGGAUAUCAAGUUUAUUGCCUCAUAUGUGUCAUCGAUAAAUUAUACUCAUGUUAGAAGGCAAUGUAAUGCUCUAGCUCACUCUCUAGCAAGGCGAGCUAAGUUAGCCUCUUAA